AUGAUCAAAUAUCUGGGUAGUUUUGGGCACAAAGAACUUCGAAAGGCGCAAAAACAAAACGGCGAAGACACCGAGAAAAUUGUCAUCCUGAAGCACAUUCUGCUCGAAUACGGGAGGUUUGAUCUCAUGAAAAUCUUCAUGUAUCGUCUUCCGCCGGUUAUGCCGGAUGAGAUGCAAGAUUUCUGGACACGGUUAAUUGAGAUUGCCGAUGGGUUGAAGGGCAUUCACAAGAUCAAGACAAGGAACGGCGAAUAUGCGGGUUGGCAUAACGACAUCAAGCCGGGCAACAUCAUCGUCGUGGACAACGAAUACAAACUGGCAGAUCCGGGGUUUGCAAAGUUUCAAAAGCGACUGGAGUCUGAUCGCGAUUCUAUUCCAGAAAUCAUUCAAGAUGGACUGACCCAGUCAUACGCUGCACCGGAGUGCUUCGCUCGAAAUCGGAACGCUAGAGCUAAGGUCCCCCAGAGUGUAGACAUCUGGUCGGUUGGCUGUGUGCUAUCCAUGGCUGUUACCUGGAUUGUUUUAGGCUCCCAAGGCGUCUAUCAAUUCAAAAUGCUCCGCCAAAAGGCAGUCGAUCGAAUCCUGGAAUUUGCUCCGAAGGAUCCUCAACAGCGGACGAUUGACCCAGGAGAUUUCUUCCACAACGGGAUUGAGAUCCUCCCUGAGGUGAAGCAGUGGCAUAAGUACUUGCGGAGCGUUGCACGGAACACAGAUCACAUCACGAAGAACAUGCUUGAUUUCAUCGAGCAAUUUUUGCUUAUUCCUACUGGUGGUAAUACCGAGCGCAUACCAGCUGAAGGGCUGUACACGGGUCUUCAAGAAGUUCUCCGCAAAAGCAGGGCAGAAGAUACGAUGCUUCAUAUGGACGAUUUGUUCGAUAUGCUCCGCGAUAUUGACCAGGAGGCUCCGUCGACACCCUUUGAGGUCCAGGCUCAGCAGCAGACCAACCUCAACGCAAUGUCACAGCGACCUCGCGUAAAGCCCAAGAUCGACAAUCUUGAGGUCCCGGAUUUCUUGAAGACAGCCUCUCGUUAUGAAUCCUUGACAAAGAUUGCAGGAGCUCGAUCACCAAAGAUAACUCCAACCGUACCCGCAUUAGCACAUCCCACGGAAGUAUACUCUACGAGACCCCCUAAGGGGCCACAAGCCGCGACAUUCUUGCUCGAAACGCUUGUCAUGAAGGCCAAGCCUUUCGACAAAGAUGGCAUGGACCUGUUCUUCACCCUAUCCUCCACGAGCAUCAAGGGCUCCAAAGACGAAAGCAAGUUCAGGAGUAAGAUGCAAGCCACGAGGCCGCGUGAUGGCAGUAAUAUGAUUACCGACAUGGUACGACCAAUUGAGACAGUGUUCUCAACUUACUUUAAGGAGCUCGAGAAAAGCAAGCGCAAAGGAACUAAACCGAAGGAAGAAUUGACGCUCAUCAUCCUCACGGACGGUAUAUGGGCCGGCAUGGAGACCUCAGAUGAGGUCUACAAAUACAUACUGAAGCUGCUCAAGGACCUGGAGAAACGCAAGAUUCUGGGCUACAAAAAGCGGCCGGUGAGCAUCGAGUUCGUCCAAUUCAGUGACAAUGCAGAUGCGACCGAGCGCCUCCGAGCUUUGGAUGAUGAUAUAGAGUACAAUGGUUUCGUGUAUGUCACCCGCGGGACUUCUAUAGCAUUUCUAACGUUCCAACAGCGACAUCAUAGACCACGAAAGAUUCACAGUCAGCGGCGACGUGCGCAAAAUGCUCCUUGGCAGCUUCGUCCCGCUCAUGGACCGCCUGGACAACAACAUCAACCCAGAGUCCCCACCUCUGCGAUCCGAUACUGUGAGCACGACCGCAUCCGCAUCCAAUGGCACGAAUAG
This is a messenger RNA of Paraphaeosphaeria sporulosa, 1848 nucleotides long. RefSeq lists its product as uncharacterized. The transcript has 4 exons. Bases 1 to 1848 code for a protein of 615 amino acids. NCBI's taxonomy places the organism in Eukaryota, Fungi, Ascomycota, Dothideomycetes, Pleosporales, Didymosphaeriaceae. Gene Ontology annotation, molecular function: ATP binding; protein kinase activity. The record is from RefSeq and is a predicted model, not a curated record. Gene Ontology annotation, biological process: protein phosphorylation.